AUGCCGAGAAAUCUCCCAAAGAGGAACUCGCAAUCGCUUCGUCCCUACCUCCAGGCUGUGCGCAGCAGUCUAACGGCGGCCCUCUGUCUCUCCAACUUUGCUUCGCAGACGGCCGAGCGACACAAUGUGCCCGAGGUCGAGGCGCGCACGUCGCCCGAGGUGUUGCUGACGCCCCUGACGAUUGCCCGCAACGAGAACGAGCGCGUCUUCAUCGAGCCCAGCAUCAACAGUAUACGCAUUAGCAUCAAGAUCAAGCAGGCCGACGAGAUCGAGCACAUCCUCGUUCACAAGUUCACCCGCUUCCUGACCCAGCGUGCAGAGUCAUUCUUCAUUCUCCGGAGGAAGCCUAUCAAGGGAUACGAUAUCUCUUUCUUGAUUACGAAUUUCCAUACCGAGGAGAUGUUGAAGCAUAAGCUGGUAGACUUUAUUAUCCAAUUCAUGGAAGAAGUGGACAAGGAGAUCUCCGAGAUGAAGCUAUUCCUAAAUGCGCGGGCGCGCUUUGUGGCCGAGUCUUUCUUAACACCGUUUGACUGA
Lasiosphaeria miniovina is the source of this 534-nucleotide messenger RNA. RefSeq lists its product as uncharacterized. The transcript is spliced from 5 exons. NCBI's taxonomy places the organism in Eukaryota, Fungi, Ascomycota, Sordariomycetes, Sordariales, Lasiosphaeriaceae. Gene Ontology annotation, biological process: Arp2/3 complex-mediated actin nucleation; actin filament polymerization. Gene Ontology annotation, molecular function: actin filament binding. The coding region runs from base 1 to 534 and encodes 177 amino acids. The record is from RefSeq and is a predicted model, not a curated record. Gene Ontology annotation, cellular component: actin cytoskeleton; Arp2/3 protein complex.